UCAACUCUCUCUCUCUCUCUCUCUCUCUCUCAUCUAUGUUGUGUCCUGAACAUAAUACCUAGAGAUCCUUGAACGUUAAACAUAUCUAGCAAAAAUAAGGUACAUAUAUACCUACCUAGGGUAUUUUCUGAAGUUUAGAAGAAGAAAGAUUAAGAUGGUAAGAUCUGAAAAGAAGACGAAACAAAACAAUGGUGAUACCGUUGGGUUAGGAGUCGGGGUGAGGAAAGGACCAUGGACACCCGACGAAGACCGAAAGCUCCUGGCCUACAUCCAACAUUUUGGCCAUGGAAGUUGGCGCUCUUUGCCUGCUAAAGCCGGGCUUAAGAGAUGUGGAAAGAGUUGUCGGUUAAGAUGGACAAAUUAUUUGAGGCCAGAUAUCAAAAGAGGAAAGUUCACAUUGGAAGAAGAAAGAACCAUUAUUCAACUCCAUGCUCUUCUUGGUAACAGAUGGUCAACUAUUGCUGCUCACUUGCCAAGAAGGACUGAUAACGAGAUCAAGAACCAUUGGAACUCACAUAUCAAGAAGAGGAUGACUAAAAUGGGUAUUGAUCCAAUGACCCACAAGCCAAAUAAUGGCACCCAACGCUUAGGCUCCAACCUCAACCACAUGGCUCAAUGGGAGGCUGCUCGGCUAGAGGCAGAAGCAAGGCUUGUUCCGAAGCCAAAAAUCAAGUCAACCCAACUAACCUAUGUUAAUGUUUCACCGCCUUCUAUCCAAAAAACACCCACAAAAGUUCCACCUCCGUAUCUACCAUGCCUUGAUGUCCUUAAAGUGUGGCAAGGGAACUUAUGGUCAAAUUACUCUAUCAACAAUGAGAGUCUACAAUCAUUUAUCUCGACUUCAAAUGUUUCGGUUGCAACACCAGUUAUUCCCCUAUCGAACCAAGUCGAAAGCAAUGGUUCAUGCGAUCAAGGUCCUACCACCGAACACAAUGAUCAAACCGAAACACAAAUAGGACCGUUUGAGGAAAUCAGGUACACUAAUGAUGAAAACUUCAUCAAUGACAAUCUUUUGAGAUCCCCUGAUUUCUGGGAAGAAUUUGUUGUUCCGGACGGUGGUUGGACUAGUGUAGCCAAUAAAUUUGCCAUGAUCUGUACACCACCAGCCUCUCCUGUCUUCUAAUUAAUAAUGGGUGUGAGAAUAGUGAGAGCCUAUAAUACAUAGAUAUAUAUGUACAUAAAUAUAUAUAGAGAGAUAGAGUGAAAAACCCGCGGG
Helianthus annuus (common sunflower) is the source of this 1216-nucleotide messenger RNA. RefSeq names its product transcription factor MYB17. The record is from RefSeq and is a predicted model, not a curated record. The coding region runs from base 155 to 1123 and encodes 322 amino acids. Lineage: Eukaryota; Viridiplantae; Streptophyta; Magnoliopsida; Asterales; Asteraceae. The transcript is spliced from 3 exons.